Thecamonas trahens ATCC 50062 is the source of this 6120-nucleotide messenger RNA. RefSeq lists its product as uncharacterized. Gene Ontology annotation, cellular component: cytosol; nucleus. NCBI's taxonomy places the organism in Eukaryota, Apusomonadida, Apusomonadidae. Gene Ontology annotation, molecular function: cysteine-type endopeptidase activity; cysteine-type deubiquitinase activity. The transcript is spliced from 2 exons. Gene Ontology annotation, biological process: protein deubiquitination. The coding region runs from base 1 to 6120 and encodes 2039 amino acids. The record is from RefSeq and is a predicted model, not a curated record.
AUGGAGCUUCAGCUUGACCUCCCGGGGACGACGCAUGCGCUUGUGUCGUACCCGCCAGCUAACCCAGCGGCGGUGCCGCGGUCGGUCCGUCGCCUGGCCGAGGUCACGCUGCCCACCUGUCGGCAGUACCUGGUGCAUGACGUGCCAGGCGUCCUCCUCGCCAUCUCGUAUGUGUUCCCGGCUGCGCCGGCGGGGCCCAAGACGGGACUGUACUCGGGCUCGGGCUCGCAUGACGUGCUGGCGGAGGAUCUGGCUGAUGCCGUCAUCGAUCCGGCUCAUCGCCUCUACGCCGCCCUCCCGCCCGCCGACUGGGCCACCUCGGUCUAUUACAUCUACCUUCUCAACGUAUGGGGUCGCAUCGGUGGCUUUGACGCAGUCGUCGACAGGCUCCGCUCUGAGUCGAGCCCUUCACUCUCGGUCGUCUUUCUCCUGCUCAAGCCUAUUGUCGCCGCCGCGCCGUUCUUCACGGCAGCGUUCUGGACCGCCUACUAUCCCGCCCUCGCCCAGGGCAUCCUCGCAGCACUUGAGGCUGCAUCGAACGCUGCACUUGAUCCGCUCUUUGCCGAAGUUGCUGCCCAGCUGGCGGCGCUCGACACAGCUGCCCUCGAGUCGGUCGAGCUCGCCUCGAUUGUUCCGGCGCUUACUGCGCUCAGGCUGACCAUCGCCGCCCGUCCGCUGCUGGCAGCAACGACGCCGCUCCCACCGCUUGCCGCCCGCCUCGCCGCCAUCGACGACCUUGUCCGCCUUGUCGACGUCCUUGACGAGGCGUCGGCGCCGGCGACGACCGCCGCCGAGUUUCUGGCCAACCCGGCGCUACUCGCUGCCACCCACGACCACGCCUCGCUGCUGACGGCCGCCUCGCCGCUCUUUGUCUUCCUCGCCUCGAUGGGCGAACUUCAGCUUGUCCCGCUGCAGGCCCUAGUCCGAGUCGGGAGCCCGGCGAGCUAUGCGCUGCUAGCCACGCUUGCGCCGGUCGUCGACGUUGGACUCGCCCGUGCUCUCCUCGCCUCUCUCGCCACCGAGCACCCGGCAAGCCAGUGGACAGAGUCGCUAGUCGGCCUCGCAGCUGCGCUGGGCGCCGAUGCUGAAACUUACUUUGGUCUUAUCGCAUCCGCCACUCCGCCACCGCAUCAUGCCCGCUCUCUACCCGCUCUCGCUGCCGCACUCGCCGACGCGCCCAAGGGCACGCCCGCUACGCUGUUUCUCCGUGCCAUCAACGGCCCCUCGCACGGGCUCAUGCUCGAUACUGUUCGCCUUCUCCUAGACGCGCCAGGUGUGAUCAAGAAGCUUAAUGCGCGGAACGCGCUGACCCUGUGGAACACGUUCUAUCCCGCGCAUCCGGAGGAGACGCUCGCCGUCUUUGAUGGCGUCCGCGAAACAGCUGCACGCUCGGUCCUGGAUGCCAUUCCGCUCCCAUCUGCGGCGUUGCAUCACCCGUCGGCGCUGUCGCUUUACGCGGCACAUGCGGGAUCGGCUGUUCGCGCCGACUUCCUCUUCAGGGUUGUUGCCAGCUCGGUCGCAGGUGAGCCUCUAUGGAAGGAGGCAAUCGCUGUCCUUCGCAGCCACCUCCGCAGCCUCGCUGGCUCCAAGACCAAGAAGCUCCGUGGGUUUGCGGACGCGGCGCUUACGUUUGUAGAUGGCGCUACGCCCGGCUCGGCGUCGGUUCUCCAAGCGCUCCACACGGUGCUUGCCGACGACGAUGCGCGCAGCCAAGGCCUCGCUGGUCCACCAACAGUCAUCAAGUGCUUGGUUCUCCCGCCGGCAGAGCGCGCGCUGCAGAUUUCGCUCUCGCGGACCGCACUGCUCUCUGCGCUCCGCGCCGCACUCGCCACCCGCCUCCGCCUGCCCAAGCGCGGCUUUGCACUUGUUGCCCAUGCUGCCGAGCUGCCGACGUUGGCCGACAGCACUCCGCUUGAUGCGCUUGGCCUCAGCGACGGCGCUGCAACCGUGUAUGUCGUACCUCGUGAGGGCAAGGCAGCCAGCACUGGACAGGGCGUGGCUCUGGCAAAGGCAAGCGAGAAAGGAAAGACCGAGACCAAGGCCGACAGCGUUGCGUCCGACGAUGCCGACGACAGCGUCGACGACGACCAAGCUUCGGCUGCCAGCCACGGAUGGUUUGGCGACGACGAUGACGGCAGCGACGAUGAUGCCGAUGAUGAGGGCCGCCAAGCGCUGCGUGCCGCGUUUUCGCAUCCAUCGUACGUCACGGUCCUCCUCUCGCUGCUUGAGGUCGACGAGGGGACAGUAGCUGGAGCACAAGUCUCGCGCGCUGCCUUUGAGCUGCUCCUGCUCAUUCCUCCGGUCGACGGAGAGUCAAGUGAGGAGAGCGUAUGGGAGGUGGCGCUCCGCGAAGCGUAUCGGGCAGCGUAUGUGCUGCAUCAUCAGGCUAGCCACAUGGCGACAGAAGCUUUUCUGGACGGCGGCCAUGCACCUGCAGCACUGCGACUCCUUGUUUCGCUCUCACUAGAGAUGGCCGGCACAGAGCCCGAGGCAUCACUCUGGGCGCUUGCCGGGGCGCUGCUCCGGCUGCUCUCGACGGUAACGCUCGCAUCAACGGCAUCGCGAUCGCCGGUGGCGUCGUCGCUGCGGUGUUUGCUCCCGGUGGCCUCGAUGGGGCUGAUGGCGGCCGGGCCGAGGUCGGUACUCCCGCGGUUCCGCGCCGACGUUGUGGCAGCGGCCGGCGUCGAGGCCGAACUCCUUGCAGGUGCGGUUGUCCGGGUCCUGCUCGCGUACGCGCAGCAAGAACAGCUUGGCGCGUCGGGCCUCGCUGCAGUGCAGAACUCGGCGCUCCUCCUUGGGGCACUGGCGUUUGAGACGCCACUUGUGGGCCAUCUCGAUGCAGCGACGCUCACAGAGCUGCUGCUCCGUGGGGCCAGUGCCGAUUUCCGUAAGGCCAUGGUCUCGGGCUUGUUCUCGGUGUGCGCGGUCCAGCGUGAAGUUCUUGAUGUGGUGCUCGACGUGGUGCUGGUGUCCGAGACGCUCAACGCGGUUCCGGACCAGGUUGACGCGUUUUUCGAGCUGGUAUCCGCGCUGGUUGAGGACCCGUCAUUUGUGCGCGAGCACGAGGUGGGUGUGCUGGUUGACCUUGUGCUCGCCGCGCUCUCCGAAGGUGAGCCCCACAUUGAGCAUGAGUCCGUGCUCCGCGGCUGGCUCCGGAUUGGGACUGCGCUAGCGGCAAUUCAGCCAUCGGUCGAGCUCCUCCGUGACGUGUUUGAUGGGGUGCUGUUUGGCCGGCGGGCGCGGGCGCGCGAGCCGGCCACCCGAGCUCAAGGUUUUGCGCUUCUGCACUCGCUGGUCCGCGCGGAUCCCGAGCGCGCCUUUCCGUUUGUCAACGGCGCCCUGCAGAGCGUGCUGGCCGAGGCGAGCCAGCUCCGCGGCUGGGACUACUGCGCGAGUGAUAUGCGCCGUGAACCCGGAUGCCAGGUCGGACUCGUCAAUCAGGGCGCGACGUGCUACAUCAACGCGUCGCUGCAGCAGCUGUUUGCCAUUCCGGAGCUGCGUGAGGGCGUGCUCGACGCGAGCGUCGAUCCGCAGGCAGAGGCCGCCGACCAUGUCCAGGCCCUCCGGCGGGUAUUUGCGGCACUCGCCGGCACCGAGGCGCGAUUCUAUGAUCCGAUCGGCUUUUGCCGAACCUGCCGCGACAUCACUGGUGAGGUCAUCGACCUCGGCGAGCAGCAGGAUGCCAACGAGUUCCUCAACUUGCUGUUCGACAAGCUCGAUUCGGGCCUUGUGGAUGCCAGCGGGCGGCGCGGACACCUGCUCCCGCAUCUGUUCCAAGGCGAACUGCGGCACUCUGUCGAGUGCUCGGUCUGCGCAUCGUCGUUUGAGCGGACAGAGCCGUUCUAUUCGCUCUCUGUCGAGAUCAAGGGCCAGUCGUGCCUGGCCGGCUCUCUGGGUGCCAUGGACGCGCCAGAGCAUCUGACCGGUGACAACCGAUACUUUUGCUCACGGUGCGACGGUUAUGUUGACGCCGAGAAGCGGGUGCGGGUCGGUAAGCUCCCGCACUAUGCGCUGCUUCACCUCAAGCGGAUGGAGUUUGACAUGCGAAGCAUGCGCAACGUCAAGAUCUCGUCGCGGUUCGAGUUUCCCCGCGCCGGCGACGGCCUGCUUGUCGGCUACGAGCUGACAGGCGUAGUGGUUCAUGCCGGCACCGCCGACGCCGGGCACUACUACUCGUACCUGCGCAGCGACACCGGGACUUGGUCCGAGUACAACGACACCAGCGUGCACCCGGUGGCGUGGAACGAGAUCGAGGACGAGGUCUUUGGCGGCGACGGCCGCUCAGCGUCGGCGUACAUUCUCGUCUACCGCAGCACGGCGCCGCUGGCAGCCGCCAGCUCUGCGACGGGCCCAUCCACAACCGCCGACGCCGAGAGCGUCUCGGAUAACGGCAGCUCCAACUCUGAGACCUCGACUGACUCGUAUGCGUCGAGCAGCUCCAGCUCGAGUGAGACCGAUUCUGGGUCGAGCGACAGCGAGUCUGGCGAUCUGGUGGUGGCGCGGCACGAGCCGACCGCGUCGCUGGGCAGUGCCGUCCGGGCCGUGGCCUUUGUCAACAAGCUCAAGCGAGCGCGUCGGGCAGUCGAUCCAGUCGACGAGCCUCUCAGCGACGGCGAGAGUGACACCGAAGCCCGACAGCCAGAGCAGCAGCAGCGCCGCCGCCGCCGCCGCCGCCGCCGCCGCCGGUGCUCGGUCUCCCCGGCUGGUGACGGCAGUGGGCCGCGCGAGGCACUUGAAGGCGAGGUGGCCUCGGAGAACCGUCGUCUUGCGGCGUUCCGCGCACUGUUUGAACCGGGCUUCUUUGGCUUUAUGUGGGAGCUGAGCCAUGUCGAGGUCGGCAACGAGGAUGAUGCCGCGGCGCUGGCAGGACUUGAGUGGCGAUUUGUGAGCCAAGUACUGGCGCGCGCGCGGGGUCACCCGCUCGUAGAGCUGUGGGGCGAGCAGCUGGUAGCGCAGGCUGUGUCGAGUGCCGCAGUCCGAGCUGAACUGGUAGAACGCUGGACGAGCGCGCACGGCUGGGAUGAGGUGGUGGCACUCACACUGGUGUGUCCUGCGGCCAAGGUGCGGCGGAGCAUCGGCCUGGCGGUGGCCAAUGUCUUGGGCUUGCUCAAGCACACCGAUGCAAGUUGGCGAGCUGUGGCCGGGCGGAUGGCUGCGCUUGUGCCGUCUGUGGAGGCUUACAACAAGCGGCGGUGGGGCGAGUUUGUGCACAUGGCGUGCUCGACGGCUGCGGGCAGCCGGCGGAAGCUGGAAGUUGCCGUAGGCGAGUGGGGCGUGGCCGAUGCUGUUGUGCGAGUGGUAGUCGGCUCGCGGCGGGCGGCGAUGCGGGCACCCAAUCCCGAGGGCGUGCGCGGUCUGUUGGCGAUUGCAAUGGCCGGGCGCGGAGCCGAAGGCGGCGCGCAUGAAGUGCUGACCUCUUACGCGCUGCUGGCCAAGCUUGCGCAGCAGGGCGCGCCGACCGCCGAGGUGUGCGCGCUCAUCGGCGCCGUCGCGCACGAGAGUGCCGUGGCGAGCGAGGAGCUUGUGAGCCACGCGGCGCGGCUGCUGGAUGCUGUUGGCAACACUGAAGGUGCUCUUGUGGCGGUCUCGAGCGUGCUACUGGCGAUUGCGGCGGUCGACGACGGGCUCGCCGAGUGGCGGCGCGAUGUAUGGGCGCGCGAGCUGGUGGCUGCACUGCAGCGCAACGCGCAGGCGCGGCGGAGUUGGAUUCCGCGGUUUGUGGCCGACAUCCUGGUUGCCGGCCUCGCCCGCAAGGAGGUCGGCAAGUGGGCCGAGAGUAUCAACGGAUGGAUGGGGGCGUGGGUUCUUGUCGAGAGCCGCAAGGGGUGGAAGCCGUUUGCGGUCGCGCAGUCGGUGCGCUCGCGCGCAGCUCCUCUGGCGGCGAGUGAGCGCCAAAGUGUCGUCCGCCUCUGCCCUCUCAUCGCCAAGGAGUACAACGACCACAUGGGCGGCGUCGACCUCAACCCGAAGACGCGCAAGUGGUGGCACGCCAUCCUGUACUGGAUUCUGGACGCCGCGUACGCGCUCUACGCUGACGCGAGCCCACGCCCCGCCAUGAUUCGCCUGCGUACAGCGUCCAUCUCUGCAUCGCCGACUGUUUUCUGUUGUGGCAGCCACUAA